This is a messenger RNA of Arvicanthis niloticus (Nile rat), 981 nucleotides long. The record is from RefSeq and is a predicted model, not a curated record. Lineage: Eukaryota; Metazoa; Chordata; Mammalia; Rodentia; Muridae.
AAUCACAAAAUGGACUUUUGGAAUCUGGCAAUCAGAAUUAUUUUUUUAACACAAACUACAACUGGAAUAAUGGGAAAUUUUUUCUUUAUUUUCUACUAUUCAGUUCUUUGCUACAGAAAAUGCACAUUAAAGCCAACAGAAUUGAUUCUAAUGAACUUAAUGCUAGCCAAUGUGAUGACAAUUCUCUCUGUAGGUGUGCCUCAAACAAUGGCAAUUUGGGGAUUGGAGGAUUUCUUGAAUCACUUAGAAUGUGAGUUUUUAUUGUACCUUCAAGGAUUUGCUCGAAGUGUGUCCAUUUGCACUGUCUGCCUCUUGAGUGUUUUCCAAAUGCUCACCAUCAGUCCCAAGAAAUCUUUUUGGAAGUAUUAUAAAGUCAAAGCUGCCAAGUACAUUGGCUGCUUCAUUUCCUUCCUCUGGGUCUUGAAUGUGUUCAUUAAUUCCAUUUCAUUUCUGUAUACAUUUAUCACAAAGAAUAACACAAAUGUGACAAGAAUUAGAGAUUUUGGGUACUGUUCUAUUAUAGGGACCGAUGACAUCACUGACAUACUCUAUUCAGCUUUUGUGGUGUGCCCUGAAGUCUUCUUUUCUAUGCUGAUUGCCUUGGCAAGUAUCUUCAAGAUUGUCAUUCUGUACAGACACAAGAAGAGGGUUCAACACAUCCAUAGCAAUCAUUGUUCAUGCCAAACUUCCCCAGAGUCCAGAGCCACUCAGAACAUCCUCACAGUGGUGUCUACUUUUCUGGCCUCUUGUACUCUCACCUCCAUCUUAAGAGGCUGCAUGGCUCUUUUUCAUAGUCACCAUUGGUGGCUGAUGAAUAUCAAUCACUUAACUUCUCUGUGUUUUCCCACCUUUGCACCCUUUAUUCUUAUGAGUCAUUAUUCCAUAGUAUGCAGAUUCAAUUUGGUCUGGUCAAGAAAAAAAAUAUACCUCAGUUUUUCAGUUUUGCAGUUCUACGGUGUAUAUGAUGUACAAGAAAUCUAG